Messenger RNA from Homarus americanus (American lobster), 2941 nucleotides. RefSeq names its product gastrula zinc finger protein XlCGF8.2DB-like. Lineage: Eukaryota; Metazoa; Arthropoda; Malacostraca; Decapoda; Nephropidae. The transcript is spliced from 2 exons. The coding region runs from base 605 to 1705 and encodes 366 amino acids. The record is from RefSeq and is a predicted model, not a curated record. Gene Ontology annotation, molecular function: DNA-binding transcription factor activity; RNA polymerase II cis-regulatory region sequence-specific DNA binding. Gene Ontology annotation, biological process: regulation of transcription by RNA polymerase II.
UCAUCCCGCUAGUCGCUAGAUCCAUUUUCCUCCAGCUAGAUUGAAAGCCAAACCUCGAUUUAGUGGGAAAACAGCUAAAUUGGCAUCACUGUAACAAUGUCUGCCGCUGACGAAUGACUGACGGGAUGCGCAGUGGACUUGUUAAUGUAAAUAAACAGAGUUAAUGGCUCAUUUAUUAUGAUAAAUUACAUCUAAUGACCUGAAAUAUCUUUAACAGAGUCAUAAACUGUACAUGUAGUAUGUAUACCUUCGCAUGUGUCACUAGUGUUAUUGACUAAUAAAAAAAGAUAAACAAUAACAAACAAUAAGAUGGCCUGAACCACUGUGUCAAACUAUUGUGAUAAAGAAUAAUAUAAUGUAUAGCUUUAAAAAACACAAAAUUCAGUUAAAAAUCUAUAUCAGGCUGAUGAAAGAAAACGUAAGUGUCAACACGGGACAAUAAAAAUGAAGAUUGACGCCACAAAGACUUUUACUAUAAUAGUCUUCAAGAGCUGCAGAAUAUAUUGUUUACUGAAGAGAACAAAAGUAAAUAGGAUGACAACUGCUUAAAGACACUGGUGACUUCACAUUCAAGGCCAAAUGAAACAUCAGGUAGAAACUCACGAUGUCAAGUGAAGAAGAAAAGUUCUUUUGUGAGGAAUGUGGUAAACUGUUCUACAAGAAGCUCAGUCUGCGGAGACAUCUACUUGUGCACAGGAGUGUCAAAAAAUACAAGUGUGAAGAGUGUGGGAAGUUGUUCUCUCAGAAAUGUAAACUUGAAAGACAUUUCCUUGUGCACAGUGGCAUAAAAAAAUUUAAAUGCGAAGAAUGUGGGAAAACAUUUACACAUAAGAGUACUCUAACUGAUCAUUAUCUUGUGCACACUGGUAUCAAGAAAUUUGAAUGUGAUGAAUGUGGGAAACAUUUUUCUCAUAAGAGUACUCUUAAGGAUCAUCUGGUCAUGCACACUGGUGUCAAGAAAUUUGAAUGUAAUGAAUGUGGGAAACAUUUCUCACGUAAGAGUACUCUCAAGGAACACCUGCUUGUUCACAGUGGUGUAAAAAUGUUCAAAUGUGGUGAAUGUGGGAGACAUUUCUCACGUAAGAAUACCCUCAAUGAUCAUUUAGUUGUACACAGCGGUAUAAAAAAGUUUAAAUGUAGUGCAUGUGGGAAACAGUUCUCACAGAGGAGUACCCUAAGGACACAUUUACUUGUGCACACCGGUGUUAAAAAGUUUAAAUGUGAAGAGUGUGGGAAAUAUUUUUUACAUAAGAAUAAUCUUAAGGAUCACUUACUCCUGCACAGUGGUAUAAAGAAAUUCAGAUGUGAUCAAUGCGGGAAACAUUUCACCCAAAACAGCACUCUCAAAAAGCAUUUGCUCGUGCACACUGGCAUCAAAAACUUUAAAUGUGAUGAGUGCGGGAAACUCUUUUCACACAAGAGUAACCUCAACGACCACGUGCACGUACACAGUGACGUCAAAAUCUUUGUCUGCGGUGAAUGUGGGAAACAUUUUUCUCACAAGGGUCGUCUGAAGACACACCUACUGGGACACAGUGAUGUGAAGAAGUUUGGGUGUGGAGAGUUGUUCUCCCAUAAGAGCAUCCUCAAGGAUCACUCACUCAAGCACGGUGGCAUCAAGAAAUUUGGUUGUCAUCACUGUGGGGAACACUUUGAACAGAAACAUGGUCUUAAGAAGCACUUGCUUGUGCACGAAAAGACAUAGAUCAAAUGAAUGAAAGAAUAUGUAAAUACAAAAGCGGAACCCAAGGAGACAGUCAACAUGAUGUACCUUUCUUAGUGUACAGUAAUAGCAUCCUGUUUGGUAUUGAACUUAAAACUCACAACUUUUAUCACAAAACUUCAACAAUGACAAAAUAUAUAACUUCCAUUCUCUUUUAUAUACAGUACUGUGGCACUCAACCCAUCUUGAAUGAUAUAUUGUAAACAUGUUUGUGUGUUUUGACUACUGUGGUACCCUGUUUGAGACCAUCACAUACAGCAUAUGACAAACUUUAUCCCUUGUUAUCUUACAAUUGUCAAGUGAACAAUAAAUUAUAUACUGUAUGUUUUCUUAGAUUUUGUGUUUAGUAAAUAUAUAACUAGUCACUUAUUGUAUCUUAGCUGAAGCACAUAGAUAGUAUAUGAACAAAUAUAUGACUGCUCUAAAUCCACUGUGAUUUAAACAGGUUGACUUGGUUUUAUAGUGUUACAUAGUGAGUUAGAGCAAGUUAUAAUAUAGGCUGUAAGGCAGAGUUACUGUAUUAUUAGUCUCUAAGGUGUAAUAUUUCACAUGUACUGUACUGUAGUUCAUGUACAGAGUGGUGCACCAUACAAAAUAUUUAUCUUCUUAUCUUUUUGUCUUUUUUAAGCUGAGGAAAUCAUAAGAAAUCAGUGAAAACGACAGAGAAAUUAUAACACAAGAAUAAAAACACCAUUAAAUACUCACGUAUGGAAACCCAACACCACUAUGUCGACUUUUAUCUUUCCGGACAUGAACAUUGCACCAACUCCUUCCUCUGGUGUUAAUUUAUCUUGUCAUCUUUGUUUAACUAUGGUGUACUGUAUCAACUAUGAGACAUCCAGUGAAGUAUAUAGAUUGACUUGGAGGUGAUGCAUCAGUAAACAUAUAGAGCUUAAAGGGCCAGUUUGUGCAUUGAGAGAGAGACAAUACCUGUACAGUACACAGUACAGUAUAUUUGAACAAUAAUAUUUGAGUCAGUAAUAAACAUAAACACAAAUACAGUAUUUACUUUAGUCGAUAUAAUGUGUAGUUAUGUAGAGUAUAGGUUCCUGUAGAGUGAUUUACUGUAUUAUGAAGGGAUUAUCAUAGCUGUGUUGUUUAAUACUGUUGUAGUAAUUUUAAUGUACUAAUUGUAUUGGAUAUUGUAUUAGAGUAUUGCAUUACUCCAACUAUUGUAUCGUACUAAAGCAAAGAUGUCUAAUAAAAUGGUCAAAUGUG